AUGUCUGCUUUCUAUCAGACAAUGCCUCGAUCGAGGGCCCCGUUGCCAGCGAUCUCCAUUCAGCCAAACGUCCAAGACGGUACAUUCUGCAUGCCCGUCGUGGUACCCAAGAAACGAGGGCGUAAGCCCAAGCCCGUGGCUGAGAUGCAGGCAAAGCGACGAAAUGAUGACCGUGACAAGAAGAGACGAAAACGUGACAAGAUCAACACGCUGAUCAAGACUCUCGACUCUCUGGUGUCCAAUCAGGCAAACAAGACAAAACAGCAGCAACUCAGGCCAAGGACUCUCAAUGAAGUUCUACAAGCGGUGGUGGAGAGUGUAAAACACUCCAACAACCCUGGUCAGACCGACGGCUCUUUCAGUGCUGGCAGAAGGCCUGGUUCAGCCCCCUCCCCAGAGCUGGUCUCUCCUGAGACCUACCGGGAGAGUCUUGUCAAGUGCCCUGGAGCUGGGUUUGUUUCUUUCGACGCCUCCUUCAACAUCCUGAGCUCCAACACCACCAUGAUUGAGAUGCUCAUCGGGAACGAUGUGCUGGUGGACCUGGCUGGCUGCACGGGGUCGAACCCUGGUUCGCUCCUUGUGGGGCAGAACCUCUGCCAGUUCCUGAGCGAGAAGGAGAGCUACACGUUGAGAUGUGCUACCAAGAACUGCGCGGACGCGGACAAGAAUGAACAAGGAGUUUUCAUGAUCUCGCUAGAAAUGUUCAACAAGGAUGGCAGCCGAGUUUUGAUGCCGGCAAGGAUCGCUUUCUCUCAGAUGACCAAGGAAGCUUUCUUGUUCAGCAUGUGGGUCGUCAGGCCGCUGCCUCUUGGCAGCGAGCACAUGGACCGGGCCUUGACGAGGAUCAUGCCUAACGUGACGGCCGAUGAGUCUUGCGACUACGAGUGCGUGGAAGACAAGGGCUACUGGAUCGAGAACGGAGGGCAGAACCAGUCGGGCCCUUCGCUCUUCGGAGCAGGGAUAAUCGAGAAGCUGACGAGCAAGGUGCAUUCGACGGGGCCGCACGAGAGCAAGCAGAUCAUUCAAGACGCCAUGACGCAGAUGUUGAACGUGGAGAGUAGCAUGUCCAACCCCUUCGACGACUUCCACAGCGGGGGACGAGACUCCAUGACGGACCCGCUCAGUAUCAAGGAGAGGUUCGUGGCUCAGAGGACGAAAGGAGGCUCCUUCCAGGGCCAGUACAACCUUGUCGGGGUCCCAGUGAAAGUGUUCACGAUCCAGGAGAACAGGUUCAGGGUUGAGAGCCUGUUGAUGCAGCGAAUUAUCAAGUCGUCGUUCGUCGUGACGGGCAUGGCGGUUCCCCUGGAGGAUGGGAGCAUCUGGCUCCACUCCGAGCAAGACAUGAAGGAUGCAACUUCCAACAACUUGGCUCAGUCGGAGAGAUUCUUCUAUGAGGGCAUCUUGUCCUCUGACGGAUGCGAUCGCUUCAAGUACGAGAAGUUCCUCAUCACCAGCGAUCUAAGGCUCUCUUCCUCAUCAAGACGCUACUCUUGUGCUUGCAAUCCUUCCUUCGUGCCUGUGUCGAUGCCUCUCCAUCCUCUCGAGGUUCAGAACAUCGUCUCCUUCUCGGGUGAGAUCUGGGACGACGGAGACGUUCUUGGGACGUACCCGGUCUUCGAGUCCCUCGGGACAUUCGAGGGGAAGGUGCUGGACCAGCUGGGAUUGAGCUCGGGACAGUCCAUCUGGAGCAUGUCGUAG
This is a messenger RNA of Guillardia theta CCMP2712, 1698 nucleotides long. RefSeq lists its product as hypothetical. Gene Ontology annotation, molecular function: protein dimerization activity. The transcript is spliced from 5 exons. Bases 1 to 1698 code for a protein of 565 amino acids. The record is from RefSeq and is a predicted model, not a curated record. NCBI's taxonomy places the organism in Eukaryota, Cryptophyceae, Pyrenomonadales, Geminigeraceae.